Eupeodes corollae is the source of this 1220-nucleotide messenger RNA. RefSeq lists its product as uncharacterized. Bases 123 to 821 code for a protein of 232 amino acids. The transcript has 3 exons. NCBI's taxonomy places the organism in Eukaryota, Metazoa, Arthropoda, Insecta, Diptera, Syrphidae. The record is from RefSeq and is a predicted model, not a curated record.
UUUUCAAAGGAAAUAAACAACAAAAAAUAAAAACCUACACAAAAGCGAAAAUCAAAAGCAGCUGUCAGUAAAUAUUCACGCAAAAAUUUUGAUAGAGUUAAUUUUUUAAUUUUCCAAAGAAAAUGAAGCCAUCCGGUAAUCCACAUACGAUGCCGUUGCCAUCGAAUGUCCCCUGGAAAUGGGAAUGUAUGCCUUGGUCCAUGACUUCUGCAAUGCAGCAGCAAAAUGGUGUUGUGCAGUUUUCCGCUCCACAUCUAGUCCUGGAUCCUACAACAAGACGUACCCAGAAUCUGCAUAAACGAAAAUCAAAAAUGAUUCCUCCAUUGCCUAACAAACAGUUCUUCUCCGAAGAAAAAGUUAUUGCCCAUUUCAGUGGAAUGCACAUAUCCCGAAACUAUACCGAACACAAUGCUGGCAGUAGCACAAGCGCCGCCGGCUCCUUCAAUCCAUCAUCAAUGGACUUUGAUUUUAACAAUCCAAUUACACAAAAAGAACUCGAAGAAAAACUCAAGAAUGCCAACCGAAUAACUGUGUGCGAUGAAAUCAAAAAAUUACAUGCCGUUCAUUCCAGUUUUAUGCCUGCUGCAUUAAUGCAAAAUAGAAUAGAGCAACCAUGCACAGCUUUGGUUUUAUGGACUCCGCCACCUAAGUUAGAAGAUCUAUUACCCGAAGGAACCAAUCCCAAACCCCAGAACAAUAAUUUAAUUGAUUUGGACUCUCCUGAAGAUGAUGAAGAUGAGCUAGACAAUAACAAUUUUAUUAACUCUAACAUGAACACCAUGGAAGCAUCCACGGCAGAUGGCAUGGACACAGAUUUGUAGUAACCGCCUUCGUAUGUAACUUUCAGCCUAAUAUUUGUGAGAAAAAAGUAUCUAACAAGUAGUGAUAACAAGAAACAAAAUAAAACAAAACAAUUUUAAGUGAAAUUCGAGAGGAGAUGAUAAUGAAAAAAGUCCUACUACAGAAUCGUAUCGUAAUUGGAAUUCUCUUACGAAUAUUUAAAAAUCAUACACAAAAAGUUAAACUUUGCCUUUAUUUUCAAGAUUUUUAAUCGGAAUUCCAAUUGCGAGAAUUCAAAUAUUGAAUAGACUCGUGGGAUGGGUCGACUUAUCAAGACUUAUUGUGUUAUGUUUCCUUUUUUUUAUAAUAUUAAAUAUAUCUUUAUUAUGUAUUGUCGUUAGUUUUAGUUUGUCAAGAAAUAUAUCUAUAUUAAUAGAGAA